AGCAAAAGCAGUGAGACAAGUGACGAAUAUCAUGGAAAUAGCCGCUCGCCUCCUUCAUUUCCUCCACCUCAAAUGCCCUCGCUGCCUCCAAUGCCUUAUCCAUACCCAUAUUCACCAAUGUCAAUGCCGAUGAUGCCAGUGCCAAUCCCCAUGCCUAUGCCGCCUGUGCCUAUGCCUAUGCCAAUGCCUCCGCCUGCACCUCUUGGAGUUGACAUGGGUGGUCCACCUGGUGGUGGUGGACAAGGAAACGGUGGUAUGGGUGGUGGCGGUUUUGGCGGUAGUAUGGGUGGUGGUGGUUUUGGCGGUGGUAUGGGUGGUGGUGGUUUUGGCGGUGGCAUGGGUGGCGGUGUACCACAAGGUGGUGGUGCACCACAAGGCGGUGAUAAUGGUGGAGGUGCACCACAGAGCGGUGGUAAUGGUGGUGGUGCGCCACAGGGCGGUGGUCAGCCACCCAGUGGUGGAGGCCAAGGUGGUGGUCGACGAGGUGGUUGCAGAGUGUUUAUGGACUGUAGCUAG
This is a messenger RNA of Gongylonema pulchrum, 516 nucleotides long. Lineage: Eukaryota; Metazoa; Nematoda; Chromadorea; Rhabditida; Gongylonematidae. The record is from the annotation of a GenBank genome assembly.